Molecule: messenger RNA, 448 nt
Organism: Mesoplodon densirostris (Blainville's beaked whale)
Lineage: Eukaryota; Metazoa; Chordata; Mammalia; Artiodactyla; Ziphiidae
Product: histone H2B type 2-F
Exons: 1
Coding region: 16-396 (126 amino acids)
Cellular component (GO): nucleosome
Molecular function (GO): structural constituent of chromatin; DNA binding; protein heterodimerization activity
Source: RefSeq, a predicted model, not a curated record
UUCUCCUGUGUGAAGAUGCCGGAUCCAGCAAAAUCUGCUCCUGCUCCUAAGAAAGGUUCUAAAAAGGCUGUCACGAAAGUGCAGAAGAAAGAUGGUAAGAAGCGCAAGCGCAGCCGGAAGGAGAGCUAUUCUGUUUAUGUGUAUAAAGUGCUGAAGCAGGUUCAUCCGGACACCGGCAUUUCGUCGAAGGCCAUGGGCAUUAUGAACUCCUUCGUGAACGACAUCUUCGAGCGCAUCGCGGGCGAAGCGUCGCGCCUGGCGCAUUACAACAAGCGUUCGACCAUCACGUCCCGGGAGAUCCAGACGGCCGUGCGCCUGCUGCUGCCCGGCGAGCUCGCCAAGCACGCCGUGUCGGAAGGCACCAAGGCGGUCACCAAGUACACCAGUUCGAAGUAAGCGUGCAAGAGACGAACUAAAACAUCUAUUUUACCCCAAAGGCUCUUUUCAG